Babesia microti strain RI is the source of this 744-nucleotide messenger RNA. RefSeq lists its product as hypothetical. The coding region runs from base 1 to 744 and encodes 247 amino acids. The record is from RefSeq and is a predicted model, not a curated record. NCBI's taxonomy places the organism in Eukaryota, Apicomplexa, Aconoidasida, Piroplasmida, Babesiidae. The transcript has 8 exons.
AUGAUUAUGACACACCCUCUAUUGCUAUUAGUGAUCAAUAUGUACUAUGUGGAUUGUAAAAAUACUGCAAAUGGCAGCAUCCCAUUGAACGAAAUUGAACGACAACAAAAUGAGAUUCUUAAAAACCUCACCAGAGAAAGGGAGAUGUCCCAGAAAUUGGAAUCAAAAAUUAAUGAAUUCAAUCCGAAAAUAUCGGAUCCUUCCAAAAUUGGAAUAGAUGUUAGUAGCGAUACUGUAGUGCCUCAAACUGCAAACGGAGCAAAUUUGAACAACCCUGCUGCGAAAUAUAACUACACUCCACCAGUCAUUAUACUUCUUCCCGAGGAUACCACUGAAAGGGACCUAUGGGAAUACAAGGUGGCAAAAUCGUGUCUAAAAGGCGGAUUCAAAGCGGCAUACAAGGGGGAUAACCUUACAAUAGUAGAAAUGGCAGACGAUGCAGCUUCUACAAUUGAAGAACUUCGGGAGCACAUAAAUAAGAUAGAUAAACAGAUUAAGGAGUAUUUACAAAAGGGAGAUAAGUUUAGGAGUGAGCUCAAAGAGUUAAGAGGGAAGAGGCAAACUGAUAAAAACAAGAGAGAGAUAUUAUAUUUAGAGAGGAAGAUAUCUAGAUUAGUUAAACACCUAGAUUCCUUGGAUAUGAGGAAGGAAAAACUUAAGAAUAGGCUUAAAGCAGCUAUUCUGUUCAAACCAAAGGAAGAUAACAAUGAUCAGAGGACUGAUGAUAAUGAUAAUUAUGAAUGA